Molecule: messenger RNA, 1368 nt
Organism: Quercus lobata
Lineage: Eukaryota; Viridiplantae; Streptophyta; Magnoliopsida; Fagales; Fagaceae
Exons: 3
Coding region: 1-1368 (455 amino acids)
Molecular function (GO): zinc ion binding
Source: RefSeq, a predicted model, not a curated record
AUGGAUUCGAAGUUCAUUGCCAUCACACUUGAGUCAUACAUACGGGAAGACAUUUCAAGAACAAUAGCAACCCUGCGUAGUCUUCUGCAUGCGAAGCACGACCAUUGGGCAUCUCACUAUAAGGUUUGGGAUGCAAAACAUAAGGCGGUUGCGGCCAUCUACGGGGAUUUCGGUGAGUCAUAUGCAGAAUUGCCUCGGUUUCUGGCGGUGUUAAAAGAUGCAGAUCCAACCACAGUGACACAGUUGAAGUGCGACCACCGUGGUGUGCCAGGAACUUGCACAUUUAACUGUGCCUUUUGGGCUUUUGGUCUGUGUAUUAAAGGGUUCAGGCAUUGUAGGCCGGUAAUAAGCAUUGAUGCAACGCACCUCUAUGGCAAGUACAAGGGGAUGUUGUUGAUAGCAAUGGCAACGGAUGCUAACAAUGAGGUUUAUCCGCUCACAUUUGCCGUUGUUGAGAAUGAGAGCAAGGAGACAUGGGGAUGGUUCUUGGCAUGCCUGAAACGAUUUGUUACGGACCAGACCAAUCUUUGCAUCAUCUCUGACCGACAUUUGGGGAUAAAAGCCUGCUUUGAUGACACAACAAGUGCGAAUCAAAUUAGGAAGUUUGAAGCUAUACUGGAAUUAAUUCGCAAUGUCAAAUCGGCUGCACACAGGUACCUCGAAGCUGAAAACAAAGAAAAAUGGACACUUGCACAUGACAGAGGACGUCGAUACGGAGCAAUGACAACCAACCUAUCAGAGUGCUUUAAUGGAGUACUAAAAGGUGCACGCAGCUUGCCAAUAAUGGCAAUGGUGAGGUUCUCCUUUUUCAAAGUGAACUCGUACUUUGACACUCGUCGUAAUCUCACUCUAGAUCAGUUGGAAGCGGGUCAAGAAUGGUGCAAGUAUGCCAUGGACAAGUUUGAAAAAAAUCAAGCGAAGGCAAAGAACCAUAUGGUGACACGGAUGUGUGCACAAGCGCAGUUAUAUCAGGUUGACACACCGGGUAAUCCUCUAAGUAAUAGGGGCGGACAACACACGUAUAAGGUUGAUCUUCGGGGUAUGACAUGCAAAUGUGGGAAAUGGGAAGCGUACAAGAUCCCGUGUUCACACUCCACUGCUGGAGACGUUCAUGCUGAGGAGAGUCUUGUUGAUCCUACAACUGCUGUUGCUGACGAUGGUGACGAUGGGGUACAUGCUGACAGCGUAGCUGCAGAGCCCACUGUUCCUCCUCCUCUCUCUCUUCGUGCUAUGAUGGAGACAUUUAUGACAACUCAAGCAGCUCAUGGACAGCUUUUAGAUGGGCUUAUUGCUGGGGUUGCUACGUUGAGAGUGGAUUUUUCAGAGAAUAUGAGUGCUUUUCCACCUCCUCCACCCUCUGACUCUUGA